AUGCAGGAGACUGAGGAUGAAGAUAUCGACGAAACGCGUGUGCUCUGCACCAGAAGUGACAGAUAUGAUGGAGUGAUUCGGAAUGGCUACGAUGACAUGCCCGGCCUCGAGAAGCCUUUUCUUCAGUAUGAUGUGGAUUUGGGAUUCUGGGGACACGUUCAUUAUUAUGAACGCUUUUACCCAGUGGCAGAUAUGUUGUACUGGAAUUCGACCGACUGCUACCACAACGCACUAGCUCCUACAUACGUCAUCACAGGUGCUGCGGUGAGUGCUUGUCGCUACUUCACGUUUUGCAGUACACACUUAACUGAAAACGAAAAGAUUAUUUCGUUCGAGAAUGAGGGUAAAGGUGCGGAAUUGACGCCGGAACAGAAACGGAGAAUAAAGAAAAGCAUCCCACCGACUGCGCAAGACAUAAGUGUCAGCUUUUUUCGCAUUCGAGGACACAACAAAUUAGUGGAAGACAUGUGUGCAUGUCUCGAGGAACUGAAAGAGUUGAAGGAAGCGAGAGCGUGA
Ostertagia ostertagi is the source of this 516-nucleotide messenger RNA. Lineage: Eukaryota; Metazoa; Nematoda; Chromadorea; Rhabditida; Trichostrongylidae. The record is from the annotation of a GenBank genome assembly.